AAAAAUUGAUUUAAUAAUAAUAAAAAAAUAAGAAGAGUGAUUUUACUUUUGAGGAUAUUUUAUUCAACAUGGAUAAGUAUUAAAUUGUGGACAAUAUUUAUGUUAAAGUAAUUCAUUUAACAUGAAAUUUCGAUAUUAAAUUCAUCUAUUGAAUCCAUCUUAUUAUUCAAUGAACAUGCGGUUUUGGAAUAAUGCAUUAUGUGGAUUUUGUGCUUAGAUUACGAAAGUUUUCACUGGCAAGCUUGCGUUCCUCAUUCUAUUCCUCAUGAUAUUAUUUGUUCAAAUAAUUGCAUAUGGAUGGCGAUCUGUUCAACGGGUGUAAAUCUUAAUUUUAUAACAAUCAUCAUUUGUUAUAUGCUAUUCAUUUUAUGCGGAAAACAGUUAAACAACAGUUUAUAUAUCAAAGAAAAACGACACUUGUUGGAAUUUAUCGACAGCAAACAGCUAGUCCGACAUGUCAGUAAUUACAGUCAGAACAAAUCUCUUCAACUCAAACUAAACAUGCCUAAUGAUAGAAAACGUUACGUAAAGACAUUUAAAAAUUACUCAAAUAUGAGAAAUAAAGAUUCGUUCGGAACUCAAUAUGAAGAUUAUUCAUCCGAAAAUUAUCGUUUAGACCAAAAGCUAUCAAAGAAACAAGAAAUUCGUCAUCAGUCUAGUCCAUAUUUCAGUAUACACAAAUCUAAUAUUUCUUUGAUGAAUCCAUCUCACAAAACAAAAUCCGUUCUAAAUAUGCUUCCGAAUCUUUUAUCAUCAUCUACACGUUUUCAUUCUACAACAUCAAAGCCAUCAUCUUCGUCAUUGUCCCAUGCAAGCACUGAAAGCGAACCGUAUUUUGACCCGAAUCAAUCUGUGUAUAUAACUACAAUUAGAAAUUCUACAGCUCUGAUCCCUUGCAAAGUAAAAGAUAUUGAUUUCUCCUCGACAGUUAUGUCUUGGUGGAAAGAGGAUUUACCAAUGCCAUUGACAGUAGGUAAUGAAAUAUCACUUCCUCGUUAUGAAAUUGAUCGUACGGAUCCUGGGUCUUGGACAUUGUUGAUAUUUCAUGUCACUGAAGCUGAUAGUGGAACAUAUAUUUGUCAAAUUAAUCUAGCCAAUAUAAAAGAGAAAUUUUUCUACCUCAAAGUUAUUGCUCAGAAAAAUGAACCAGAUAUGACAAAAUUAAAUGACGAAUACGUCAGAGAUGAUAUAGCGCAAAACACAUUAUGGAGAGCAUCGAGUAACCAAAAAAGUGUUCAUCUUUUUAAUAAUCCUGGUCAGAAUCACUUUUUGACGUGUCUAGUUCAAUUUCGUCAUCCAAGUACAACAUCAUCUAUUCAAUGGUAUUACAAUGGAAAUAGAAUACAUCCCACAUUAGAAAAUAAUCAUUUGAAAAUGAAACAAUUAUCUGUAGAUAUACAAACUAAAUGGAUUAAUCAAACAACACAAAUGAGUAAAUUAAAAAUUGGACAAUUAACAAAAAACCAUUCCGGUAUAUGGACUUGUCGCAAAGUUCCUGGGACUCAUUUGGAAUCAUUGGAGGAGAGUUCAUUGGAUUUACAGACAGCAAAUUUUAAAACCGAUCGUACGGAUCCGGAUGAUUCUUUCAAUUAUAAUACUGGAAAAUCUUCAGAGAUACGAUUAUUACCUUUCGGUAUUCUCUCAUAUUUCUUGUAUUUUCACAUUAUAUUUCUCAUUUUGUGUUAUUUCAGUGUAUAAUUCCUUACAAACGUGAAUUAUUGCCAGAUUUGUUAGAUUUCUAAUUCAUUGAAUAUAAAAAAAAUUUAAUUUUGAUAUGCGCUUAAACUAGAUAUCAACAAACAUUAUUUCAUGCUUUUACA
Molecule: messenger RNA, 1820 nt
Organism: Schistosoma turkestanicum
Lineage: Eukaryota; Metazoa; Platyhelminthes; Trematoda; Strigeidida; Schistosomatidae
Source: the annotation of a GenBank genome assembly